AUGGCUGUCACGAAGCUUGGUCCCUCUAUUCACAUCACUCAUAUCGGUACGGCAACCGCCAUCAUCCAGAUCGACAACCUGACAAUCCUCACCGACCCGUACUUCUCCCCGGAAGGCACAGAAUGGAUUGGCAGGUCCGGCGCCAGACUGGUCAACUCAUACCAACCGCCCCUUGGCCUCGAGGAUCUGCCACCGAUCGACCUCAUCCUCCUAAGCCACGAAGAUCACAAAGACAACCUGGACGAUUUGGGCCGUCAGCUCCUAAAUGGAAGACACGUCUUCACCACAACUGAAGGCGCCCGCAAUCUCGCUCCCAGAAGAGGCGUACGUGGAAUGAAGCCGUGGGAAACGACAACUUUGCAAAUUAGCGGCGGCCCACGGUAUGAAAUCACCGCCACGCCUUGCCAGCAUCUUCCCGGCGGAGAAUGUCUCGGUUUCAUCAUCACCGCGGAGCAUUUCGGUAUGACAAACGGAAAGCGCAAUGCCGUGUACUUUUCGGGAGAUACGGUCUAUAUAGAGGAGCUUGCGCGGAUCAAGAAGCUCUUCCACGUUUCUGUUGCUCUGUUCAGUCUUGGAAAGGCCACGGUUCCCAGGCCUGGGGGCGGCACGCUUCAGAUUACGAUGGAUGGGAGACAGGCUGUGCAGCUUAUGCGGGAUAUUGAGCCAGAUGUUGUGAUUCCGCUCCAUUUUGAAGGAUGGAGUUUGUUUAAAGAAGGGAAGGAUGGGAUCGAAGAGGUGGCGAAGCAAGAGGGUGUUGAGGACAGGUUCAAGUUUCUGGUUCCGGGGGUCAGUACCAAGAUAUUGUAA
Trichoderma citrinoviride is the source of this 807-nucleotide messenger RNA. RefSeq names its product Metallo-hydrolase/oxidoreductase. The transcript has a single exon. The coding region runs from base 1 to 807 and encodes 268 amino acids. NCBI's taxonomy places the organism in Eukaryota, Fungi, Ascomycota, Sordariomycetes, Hypocreales, Hypocreaceae. The record is from RefSeq and is a predicted model, not a curated record.